This is a messenger RNA of Cryptococcus wingfieldii CBS 7118, 1824 nucleotides long. RefSeq lists its product as hypothetical. Bases 1 to 1824 code for a protein of 607 amino acids. The record is from RefSeq and is a predicted model, not a curated record. NCBI's taxonomy places the organism in Eukaryota, Fungi, Basidiomycota, Tremellomycetes, Tremellales, Cryptococcaceae. The transcript has 4 exons.
AUGAAGCGGGCAGCGCAAGAUAUGGAUACGAGAGACCCCAAGAGGCACAAGGCGGAGCAUCAGGAGGAGGGGGGGGAGGGGGAUAGGCUGGUAGAGCUGGAUAAGCGGUAUUCGCAACUGGUCAUGCAAGCAGCUUUGGUAUUUCAGUAUACUGUGUUUUCGCGGAGAAUGCAAAAUGCCGAAGCACCGAUACGUAUGACUCGCCGUCUGGAACAAUGCUGGAGAUCCUACGAAGGUUUAAGAAGACAAAUACAAUGGGACCCUGCCAUGGGCGAGAAACCGAAAUGCCUCCAAGCCAUCCCUCCAAUCCCUCUCCCUAAAUCAGUCACCCUCGCAUCCUUCAUCCCCGCCCCCGCCCCCAUACUCAAAAAAUCGUCUUCCCCAGAACUACCCCAAGAGACCAAGACGGAGGUCGUACAACAAGUCGAAGUCAAAGCGGAACCCGCAGGAGGUGAAUUGCACGCCCCUUUACCCCUCCCUGCGCACCUCAUCUCCGACUCGCCUGCAGGACUCGCGAGUACAGCGUCGCCCGUACCUCUCGGCGCUGCGAGUACGAAUGCUUUUCAAGGCCAAGCUUUGCGUGAAGCCGCGCCCAUCACCGAACCCCAGGCGCAGGCGGGGGCCGGGGCCGGGGCUGGGAGUCUCGAUUACGGUAGUAUGGGUUUCAACGAGCUUUCCUCCUUGAUCAAUGGAGAUCCCUCGGCAUUCGGUAUCCACCUAGACGGUGUCGGUGGUGUGGGUCAGCCAGAGACAAGACAAAGUCAACAACCCCAAGUCAAGCACGAUGUGAUAGACCUCACUUCCGAUGACGAUAUCAUCCCCAUCCAAGCACCCGCCCCGAAACUCUCUCGUGCCACAUCACAUACACAACCCCGAGCCUCUCCCAAAUUAUCCAAUGAAACGUAUCAACAACAGCAGCAAGCUGCUAGCAACGACAUCCUCGCUUCGUUGGGUUUCAGCGGCCAAGAUGCGCCCGAAGCGUCCUCGGGGAAUGCAACAAGGGAGAACGUCAUGAACUUUGAUCUUGGAGGGAGUGGAGAGGACUUCUCGGCUUUGGCUGGGUUGUUCCAAGGGCGCGACGCCGGACCUGGUGGCAGUGGAGGGCAAGAAACCCAGCCCCAGCCCGCACCCACCAUCCCCACUCAACCAUCCGCCCCUCCCUCCCAAAUCCCAACGCAAACCCAACCCAUCCCCCCCCAAGACCCUCCUCCUCCCUCCACCGCUUUAGCAGAGGCAGAGAAAGAAGACCAAGCCGAAGGCGGGGGUAUGGGCGGGUCGUUGGAAGACCUGUUUGCAGAGGCAGACGGGCUUAUAUCGACUAUCCCUGUCGAAGAGGACGUCCUCAAAGCUGAGGAGCAGCCUUCGCAGACUUUGUAUCAGGCUCCUGUUCCUGCGCAAACGCAGCCUCAGGCGCAAGUGCCAAGCCAGCCCUCGCAGACCCAGACCCAGACCCAGACCCAGAACCAAAGCCAGCAAAACGCACCGAGCACAAAUCCCCCCAACCAAAUCUCACACGACCCCCUCCUCGGCAUGUCGCUCGACAUAUCCAAUAUGGGCAUGGGCAACAUGGACAUGUCGUCCCUCGGUGGAAACUUUGGUAUCGGCCAAAGCACCGGGAUGGGCGGAGACAAUCUGAAUGACAUGUCUAUGGACACCGGUAUAGGCAUGGACAUGGGUAUGGGUAUGGGUAUGGGGGGUGAUUCGGGGUAUGGUGAGAUGGGAGGGAUUGAUAUGAAUGAUUUCAACUUCGGGGGAGGGGACGGGGGGGAUGGGGGGAAUAUUGACGGGGAAGAGUUUGAGAGGUUGAUGGCAGAGUUCCAGUAG